UUGACAACAACAAAAUGCCGUCGGAAACUACGUUACUUCCAACACAAACAGAAAAACCUCAUCAUUACAUGUAUUUGAAGGAGUUUCGUACCCAGCAGUGUUCCCUAUUUCUGCAGCAUAAAUGCACACAACACCGUCCCUUUACGUGUUUCCACUGGCAUUUUCUAAAUCAGCGCAGACGUCGACCAGUUCGUAGGAGGGAGGGGGCUUUUAACUACAGCCCGGAUAUUUACUGUACGAAAUAUGACGAAACUACUGGAAUCUGUCCCGAUGGAGACGAUUGUCCAUUUCUACACCGGACUGCAGGCGACACAGAAAGAAGAUAUCAUCUACGUUACUAUAAAACAGGAACCUGUGUUUACGAGACAGAUUCCCGAGGACAUUGUGCGAAAAAUGGACCACACUGUGCAUUCGCCCAUGGCACCUUGGACGUGAGGCCACCGGUCUAUGAUAUACACGAACUGCAAUCAAUGGACAUGUUGGAUAAAAUUUCUAUUGCUAGCUCUUCGCCUAGCAGUCUAGAAAAAGAUAAAAUACUAGCAGAAGAUCCAAAAUGGAAUGAUACAAACUAUGUUCUAGCUAAUUAUAAAACAGAACAAUGCAAACGACCUCCAAGACUUUGUCGUCAAGGUUACGCCUGUCCACAGUAUCAUAACUCACGAGAUAGGCGGAGGAGUCCUAAAACAAUCAAAUAUAGGUCGACACCGUGUCCGAAUGUGAAGCAUGGUGAUGAAUGGGGAGACCCCACGCAGUGUGAGAGUGGAGAUAACUGUGCUUACUGUCACACACGAACAGAGCAGCAGUUCCACCCAGAGAUCUACAAAUCAACAAAAUGUAAUGACAUGGUUCAAACUGGAUACUGCCCUCGGGGACCAUUUUGUGCUUUUGCUCAUGUAGAACAGGAAAUGACGACCCAGCGUGAUGUCACCUUGGCAGCAGAUAAUUCUUUAGCAGCAUUCUUAACCAGUGCUUUGCCAAACAGUUGUUCUAUUGAUAGCAGUGUUUCUGAAUGUAUUUUAAAAUCUGGUGAUGUGGACCAAAAACUAGAGGAACAGAAUGGGAAGUCCCCACAACAUUUACUAGGAAAAUUACCUAACCCUAUAGGAAAAGAACGAGCUGAUAGUAUAUCAACAAAUAAUUCUAGUAUUAGUAUAGAAGGCACACCAAACCAUGGUUAUAUUCAAGAACCGAUAGGGAAGCAUCGUUCAGCUAGUCGAUCAAGCAGUUUUGGUUCAGACCUUAUGAGUCCACACAACCACUUCAAGAUAACUGGCAUGGACAGAGAGGAAUUUCAGGUCAAACUAAGACAACAAAUUCAAGCAAUAGAUAAAGAUACUUCAUUAGAUGUAGUGGAGAAGGCAAAGAGGAAGCAGAACCUGAUACUGUUGCACAAUUUAAACAAUGUUGUUAGUUCACAGAGUGCCUUGCAGAACUCCAUAGCUCCGCCUCUGACGCUGGCCACCAGUUCGACCAUGUCUCCUCACGCACCAGCGUUCUACCCAGCGGGAGACACAGUCGAGUCUGUUAUAGGUCACGCUCUUGAUGACCUGCAUUUAGAAGAUUUUGACAUUGCCAGCCUCGAUAAGGAGCUGGAUCGGGAUCGGGAUCGGGAUAAUGACACAAACUCUAUAGGCAGCUCCAUAAGUACAGGGCUCUCGACGUCAGGUUGUUUCGGGACAACAUCGGGACCAAUUGGGAUCCCCCCCAGCAGUGUGCACCAGCGAGGAAGCAUGGGAAGUCUGUCUCAGUCUCCGCCAUCGCCCUUCGGAAGUUUCCCGCACUCCAUGUUGCCUCUGCAGGUCCAGAAGCAUGAUUCGACGGGAGAUCAGCAUCCACAGUCAUCAUCACCAUUUCUAAUUGGUCAGUUAAGUUCCUCCAAGUUUCACGGAGCAUCUAUAAGUGAUACAAACUCUAUGUCUCCCCGAAGUAUUGGUCCCCAGUCCCCAAUGUUCUCCUCAGCAUUAUCAAACAACCAUGGCAGUGAGAGCGGUGAAGUCACCAAACUGAAGGAUGAACUCGUCGUGACGAGGACAAAACUAGCAGAGUGGGAAGGAGUGUACAAACAGGCAAAGGGAGCGUGUGAAGCUUGGAAGAAAGAAGCUGAAGAAUCUUAUAGGAAAUCCAAGCUGGCUGAUGAAGAGAGAAUACAUGCUAUCAAACAGAGAGAUGAGUCUUUAACUCAGUCACAAAGGAUGAAACAGGAACUAGACUUGCUGAAUGGUGGAGGCUAUCUAAGAACGUUACAGCGCAUAACAGAUUUAGACAAACUAAACCUACAGUCACUGCGACAUAUACGACAAACACUGAAGCACGAUCUUGACAAAAUUGAUGAGGUUAUAUACCAACAGACAUCAAACAAGUGUUUAGUAUGCCAAGAUAGGAAACGGACAGUGUCCACAUUACCGUGUAGUCACAGAGUGCUCUGUAACGUGUGUGCUGCCCAAACAAGAGACUGUCCCUUCUGUCACAUAGCUAUCCAAACAACAUCUGUGAACUUCGCGUAACGAUUACAGCUCUUAGAA
This is a messenger RNA of Gigantopelta aegis, 2522 nucleotides long. RefSeq names its product RING finger protein unkempt homolog. Lineage: Eukaryota; Metazoa; Mollusca; Gastropoda; Neomphalida; Peltospiridae. The transcript is spliced from 15 exons. The coding region runs from base 15 to 2504 and encodes 829 amino acids. The record is from RefSeq and is a predicted model, not a curated record. Gene Ontology annotation, molecular function: metal ion binding.